UUUUUCCUGUUUCAGCAGGGAUAGUGAGCCUGUGGUAUUCUUGAGACGAACGAGGCUGUGCAAGAGAUCAGAGGCGGAAACAUGGCUCGCCAGCUCACCGAGGAACAGCUUGCGGAGUUCAAAGAGGCCUUCUCGCUCUUCGACAAGGACGGCGAUGGGGCCAUCACCACCAAGGAGCUGGGAACGGUCAUGAGGUCUCUGGGCCACAACCCAACCGAGGCCGAACUGCAGGCCAUGAUCAGCGAUAUCGAUGCCAAUCGCAGUGGCACCGUGGACUUCGCAGAAUUUCUGUCCCUGAUGGCGAAGAGAACGAGAGAUUCGGAUGGCGAAGAGGAAAUCCGUGAUGCCUUCCGGGUGUUCGACAAGGACGAGAGCGGUUAUAUCAGCGCGGCGGAGCUGCGGCAUGUCAUGAUCAACCUUGGGGAGAAGCUCACGGAUGAAGAGGUGGACGAGAUGAUCAGGGAGGCUGACGUGGACGUGGAUGGGAAACUGAACUACGAAGAGUUUGUACGGGUGAUGAUGGAGAAAUAGAAGACCCUCUAAGGCAUCACAUCACAGCAUCCGCGAGAAUCUCCAGGGACUUGAAGAUUCAUUUAGCUGCAACCCAAACCUGAUUGGAAUGUGAAUAUCAGAAACCAAGAACGGCCAGGCGCAAGGCAAGAUCAGCCCCUUCAUUCUGUUUUUUUUUUUUUACCUUGUGUAAUAUCUGGAGAUCCGGCCCUUGGCGAAAAGACUUGCAUUGCACCAGAACUGGCACAGCUUGCGAAGGAACAUUCUCUAUUCAGCUCUUCCCAGAAAAACUGGAAACACGCCCAAGAGAAAUAUGUGCAGCCAUUAUGGAUGAUGUGUUGGGCUUUCGGAGAAAAAAAAAUAAAUGAAUGCCUACUC
Eublepharis macularius is the source of this 888-nucleotide messenger RNA. RefSeq lists its product as uncharacterized. The transcript has 2 exons. Gene Ontology annotation, molecular function: enzyme regulator activity; calcium ion binding. Lineage: Eukaryota; Metazoa; Chordata; Lepidosauria; Squamata; Eublepharidae. The record is from RefSeq and is a predicted model, not a curated record. The coding region runs from base 82 to 531 and encodes 149 amino acids.